Messenger RNA from Leucoraja erinaceus (little skate), 7302 nucleotides. RefSeq names its product tigger transposable element-derived protein 7. The record is from RefSeq and is a predicted model, not a curated record. The transcript has 2 exons. The coding region runs from base 769 to 2421 and encodes 550 amino acids. NCBI's taxonomy places the organism in Eukaryota, Metazoa, Chordata, Chondrichthyes, Rajiformes, Rajidae. Gene Ontology annotation, molecular function: DNA binding. Gene Ontology annotation, cellular component: nucleus.
UCACGUCGCGUCGCGUCACCCGCCUCCUUAGCAUAACCCCCAGGAUGCAUUGCGCGACCACCAGAGUCAACAGGAAUGUUGUUGAGUUAAUGGCGUCCACAAAGAAAUGCGAGUAAAGGAAACAACAUCUUAAUGGUCCGUUUGGGCUGUAAAGUCGUAUGUCUCCGAAGCCAUCUUGGUGAUUUUCUUGCAGUGGUUGGAACAGACUGGGAUAUGUAUAACUACCAGAAGAAAAAGACAGGAUUUUUACAGCUGGAUGUUUGACAUGGAUGGCAUCUCUACAAAUUAAAGCAAUUCACUCGUCAACAAUUCAGGCUGCUAACCUUUCAACUGACCCAAAGGGUCUCAUCUCAAAACAUCACCUAUCCAUAUUCUCCAGGGACACUGCCUGACCUACUCCAGCACUUUGUAUCUUCUUCCAACCUUCCUCCAGAACUGGUCUCACUUUUCCAGCCUAAUGCAAGGGUACCAUCCUGAAACUAUAACACUUUAUCUCACCAUUGCUGUGCUCUGACACAGUAUCUUCAGCAGUUACUGUCUAUACAGUACAGCCUCUAUUAUGGAACUCUUUAUAAGUUUUCAGCUAUAACAGACCAAAUCGGUCGUAGACCAAGUUCAUUGUCUCAUGGAAUGGCCGCUAAGUGGUUGGAGAAAAUCUUGUCUCAGUCUGUGUUUCCCGCCACUCAGUGUCAGAGCAUUGUUGUGCACUCACCCUGUUUACAGUGUUUAGUCACUUUUUGCUUUAAAUUAUCAUCGCGGUGAUUGACCAUGGCUUCCAGAGAGAACGGUGGCGUAAAAAGAAAGCGUGUUAGCCUAAGUGUUAACCAGAAACUAGAACUAAUAAAGAAGUUAGAGGCUGGUGCUACGGUAGCGCAUGUAUGUGAAGAAUAUGGUGUGAAAAAACAAACUGUGUCAGACAUACGAAAAGCAAAGGACAAGCUUACUGCAUUUUCACUAAAGUUCGGAGUACCUUCCACAUCUAAAACUUCCUCUGUUGGUGGAAGGAAGCACAUGAGAGUUGCACAAGAUAAAGAUCUUGAGGAAGCAGUCUACACGUGGAUCAUGCAAGAACGUUCCUGUGGUGUAAACGUCCGAGGUUCGGAAAUCCAAAAUGCAGCAGCCAAACUAGCCAAGCAUAUGGGAGUGGAGAAGUUUCAAGCUACUGCUGGGUGGCUAUGGCGAUUUAGAAAUCGCCAUGGCAUGGUUAAAACGGUUAUUCAUAGUGAAGCUGCCAGUGCACCAACAGAAGUAGUGGAAACUUUCAGGACGGGGCUGAAUGAUGUAAUCAAGAAGGAAGGUUUUCUACAUUCCCAAGUGUAUAAUGCAGUUGAAACGUGUCUGUUUUGGCGGUCACUCCCUCGCAAUACCCGAGCAUUUAAAAGUGAAACUGCCCUACAUGGCCACAAAUUGAACAAAGAAAGAUUCUCAGUGUUGUGUUGUGCAAAUGCAGAUGGUAUGCAUCGUCUACAAUUAGCUGUUGUGGGGAGAUCAGCACGCCCACGGGACUUAGAAGACAUAAUGCGCCAGCUGCCAGUGCAUUAUUACAACUCCAAGAAAGCUUGGUUUAAUUUGCACAUUUUUAGUAAUUGGUUUUUCACUCAUUUCAUUCCUGCUGUGCGUAAGUAUCAGGAAGAUGUCCUCAAACUUCCUGCAGAUGAAGUUAAGGCGCUACUGAUUUUGGAUAACACGCCUGCUCACCCUAAUGUUUACAAGGCUGUCAGUAAUGAUGGGAAAAUUAGGUGCAUGUACCUGCCACCUGAUACAUUGCUGAUCCAGCCAAUGGAUCAGGGUGUAGUUGUGGCUUGCAAAAGACUAUACCAGUGGUGGUAUUUACAUGAAGUUCUCGGGGUCAUAAAAGAGGAGGAAGAUUUUGUUGAUGAUACCCGAGGGAUACCAAGACUCACUAACAUCAAGAAUUACAAUCUGAAAUCAGCAAUAUUCAACUUAGCAGCAUCGUGGAAGGCUAUGAAAAUUACAACACUAGCUAAUGCAUGGAAAAAGCUUCUGUAUAAUGUGGAUGCAGAAUAUGACUUUGAAGGGUUAGAAGUCAGGGAUUUUCAUUGUAUCCUUCAAAGGGCAGGAGAGACUGAAGUUACAGAAGAUGAUGUUAGCACCUGGCUAGAAGACACAGAGGGUGAUCCUGGGUACAAAGUUUUGCCAGAAGAUGAAAUAGUGAAUGAAGUUCUCAUUGGCGAUAACAGAGAUAACAGUGAUGAUGAUGAUAAAAAAACAGUGGAUAAUAAACCAAAACUCUCUACUGUACGAGAUUCAAUUGAUACGAUUAUCUCCUACAUUGAUUUGUCAUCACAACCUGAUGUGCAGCCUUAUUAUGAACAUUUUAAAGCAUUCAGAGAGAUUAUUGUAAAGAAGCAGCAUCAGCAGGGUAAACAAAUGAAACGUGACAAUGAAACUGUUGCUUAAGCUGUUGACCCUAUCCCUCCUCUUUUACCACAGCCUUCUUACAAGUGUGUGGGGUCACAGCUAGUGGGUGGGUACAAUGUUACAAGUUUAUUCACAAUGUUUAAAGUUUAUCUACAAUGUUUAAAGUUUAUUCACAAUAUUUACAGUUUAGCAUGGAAGCCCACCAAGUCCGCACCACCCAAAGAUUGCCCGUACAUUAGUUAUUUCCUAUAAACCUACACGUCUUUGGAAAGUGGGAGGAAACCAGAGGAAACCCACGUGUCCACAGGGAGAAUGUGCAAACUCCCCACAGACAGGACCCGAGGUCAGGAUUGUACUUGGUUCUCUGGGGCUGUAAGGCCACAACUCGUAACACUGCGCCAUUGUGAGGGGAGGAGGGGUAGUACAUAGCCUGGCAAGUGACAAGUGGAUGGGGGGGGGUUGAUAUGCAGAUGGUUGGGCACAGGUCAGAGAUGAACAGACAUAAGGUGUGUGUUAAAGAAGGAAAAAAGUGAGAAUUGUGGAACCAAUCAAAUAAAUAUAGGUGGAAGGGGAAGGAGAAAUGGGUGUGAAUCCAGGUGUGGCAUAGAAAAGAUGGUUGUAGGUUAGUUACCUAAAAAUGGACAAUUCAAUGUUCAUACUGUUAGGUUGUAAGCUACCCAAGUGGGAUGUGGUGCCCUCGUCAGAGCGCAUGUCUGAUCUCUACCUGCCCUUACCCCUAUUGGGUUUUCUCCAUCUCCCCAACAUCCUCCUCUCGAAGGCAGAAUGGUUAGUCCUCAGCAGAUACUUUUUCUUUGUACUCUUGAGCACACACCUCAAGUUCGGAGCCUGUCGUGAGUUGAGUUCUUCCGUUGCCUCUCUCUACAGGUUAUUUCCUCUGUCAAGGAGUACUCGCUGCUUGGUGACCACCUUCUCUCAUCACCAACAUCCCUCCUCCUCAUGGACUCUUCCCCCCACCCCCCCAGUAAUCCACCCUCCUUGGAACUUUUUUAUUUACAUAUGCCGGCACGACAUAAACUGUCUGGACUUCUCCACUCCACUUAUCUCCUCCAAUCUCACCUCUGAACGCACACUUGUAUGCUUACUCAGUAGCAAUCUAAACAUUAUUAUUAAACGCGCCAAUGAAAGGGGUGCCAUUGUAGACGGGCGAGCUGACCUCUACCGUGCUGAUGCCAGGCUCCACCUCCUCAUGCCUCGCUCCUUGGCCAUGACCCCACAGAUGAACACCAGGCCAUCAUUUUCCAGAAAGCUACCAAUCUGACGAUAUUCCCUCCACUGCUUCCAAUCUAAUCAUGACCCACCUUCUCACUGCCCACUCUUAUCUCCUUCACAAAAUCCAUAAACUGGACUCUCCUGUCAGACCCAUAGUUUUGGCAUGCUCCUGCCCCAUUGAUCUUAUCUCCAAAUACCUUUAUUCCAUCCUAUUUCCCCCCUAGGCCAGUUUAUUCCAACCUACAUCCGAGAAAACCUCACAUGCCUUUCAAUCCUUCAAUAACUUUCCAUUUCUAGGCCCCCUCAGUUUCAUCUUUACCAUGGACAUCCAGUCCCUUUACACCAUCUCCCCCCUGUUGGGAAGGUCUUGAUGCUCUCUGGUUCUUCUUUGAACAGAGACCCAAUCAGCUUCUCCCAAUCGACACUCUGCCUGGUGGAACAUGGUCUCACCCUCAAAAACAUCAGACUCCUCUCACUUUCUUCAAAUUACAGGUGUAGCCUCACACGGGGCACAACUUUGCCUGCAUUUUGUUGGUGACAUCAAUCAAUCCUUAGUCUAAACGUACACUGGCACCAUCUCCCAAAUCCUUCUCUGCUUCCUUGACGACCGAUUUGUGGCUGCUUCCUGCAGCUGUGCAGAACACGUUGCUUUCAUUAACUUUACCACUAACUUCCACCCUGCCCUCAAAUUCAUUUGGACCAUCUCUGACACCUCGCUGUCCUUUCUUGAUCUCCCAGUCAACAUCACAGGACAGGCUAGCAACUGACAUCUAUUGCAUACCCAUCGAGUCAGUAUUCCUCCCAACCUGCCUCUUGCAAAGAAGCGAUCCCCUACUUUCAAUUUCUCCGUGUCCACUGAGAUGCUCCCUAGAUGAGGCUUUCAUUUCUAGGGCAUCCAAGGUGUCCCCUUUCUUUAGUAAGCGUAUUUUCCCCAUUUCUGUCUCAGAUGGGAUCCCACACCCACGUCUCCUCUUAGUCCCGUAGUUCUGGUCUCGCUCCUCCUCCCCUGAGACGGAGCAAGGAUAGAGUUUCCCUGAUCCUUGCCAUUCACCCCACCAGCCUCUGCACCCAACUCUUCAUUCUCCAACAUUUCUGCCACCUUUAAUGUGAUCCCACCCUCUCCCCAGAUAUUUUCCCCAACAACUGUUCGAGAUGUCACACCUAUCCAUAUACUUCCUCCCUCGUAUCCAGCCAGGGGCCCAAGAAGUCCUUCCAGGUGAGGCAGAGGGUCAGGUGCACCUUCUCUAAUCCUCGCCUGUGUUUCCGAUGUGGCCUCCUUUACAUCAGCAAAACUAAGCUGAGACUCGGCAGCCAUUUCACCGAACAUGCUAGACCUACCCAAGACCUACUGGAACUCCCAGAUGCUAUCCAUUUUAACUCCCCUUGCCAUUCCCAUACUGACCUUUCUUCCUGGAUCUCCUGCAUUGCCAGACUGUUCCUUGUGUCUGGAGCAUUUAUGUGUUUUUUCUAGCAUCUUCACAUUCUCGCUUUAACCUAUCCACCUGUUCCGCUACUUUUAAAGGUUUCCUCAAAUAUGUAACCCCCUUCUCUAUUAAUGUUAUGCCUGUACAAUUUUACCCGUAAAAUUACAUUGCUAUUGUGUGUUUAAUCAAAUGUAAACUAUGCAAUCAUUUUGCAGAAGACCUGUGCCUUAUCCACAGUCCAAGCUUGUGUUUGAAUGUCUUUUUAACACACCAUCUCUUUCGCACCAGGGUCUCAUCCAUACCCCGCAACACUGCUCUCUCUCCCCAUUCCCACACUCGCAACAAGGGCAGAGUCCCCCUAGUCCUCACCUUUCACCCCACCAGCCGGCAAAAACAACAAAUAAUCCUCCGCCGUUUCCGCCACCUCCAACGUGACCCCACCACUCGCCACAUCUUCCCAUCUCUCCCCAUGUCUGCCUUCCGCAAAGACCGCUCCCUCCGCAACUCCCUUGUCAAUUCUUCCCUUCCCUCCCGUACCACCCCCUCCCCGGGCACUUUCCGUUGCAACCGCAAGAAAUGCAACACCUGUCCCUUCACCUCCCCCCUCGACUCCAUUCAAGGACCCAAGCAGUCGUUCCAGGUGCGACAAAGGUUCACCUUUAGAUGUCAGCUGAUUUACAUCGGGGCGACUAAGCAGAGGUUGGGUGAUCGUUUUGCCGAACACCUCCGCUCAGUCCGCAAUAACCUACCUGAACUCCCGGUGGCUCAGCACUUCAACUCCCCCUCCCAUUGCCAAUCCGACUUCUCUGUCCUGGGUCUCCUCCAUUGCCAGAGUGAGCAACACCGGAAAUUGGAGGAACAGCACCUCAUAUUCCGCUUGGGUUGCUUGCGUCCGGAUGGCAUGAGCGUUGAAUUCUCCUAGUUUUGCUAGCCCCUUGCUGUCUCCUCCCCUUCCUUAACCCUCGAGCUGUCUCCUCCCAUCCCCCCCGCCCUCGGGCUCCUCCUCCUCCCUUUUUCCUUCCUUCUCCCCCCACCCCCCAUCAGUCUGAAGAAGGGUUUCAGCCCGAAACGUCGCCUAUUUCCUUCGCUCCAUAGAUGCUGCUGCACUCGCUGAGUUUCUCCAGCAUUUUUGUGUACCUUCGAUCUUCCAGCAUCUGCAGUUCCUUCUUGAACACCUGAUCUCUUUCCCAACUGUCCGUUCUUGGUCUUUUCCAUUGCUGGAGAGGCCACACACAAUUUGGAUGAACGACAUUUCAUAUUCUGUUUGUGGUGCUUACAACUCAAUGGUAUGAAUAUUGAAUUUUCCAUUUUCAGGUCACACACACACACACACUCAUCUGUCCACUGUUUUCCUCUCCCUUUGUUCUUCACUUCCAAUUCCUCCUCCAUCUGUUUCCUUCUGCCCACUAUUCCUCCCCAUCUGGCUCCACUUAUCACUUAUGCUUCUACACAACCUCCUCCAUCUGGUUCCAUUUGCCCAUUACCUCUCCCCAUCUUGUUUCACCAACCCGCCUCCAACCCACCCCGUACAUAUUGUUUUGUACUGUCCUGUUACUCACAUUCAUUAUCACGUGGUACUUCAAUAAGAGGCUCAUCAUAGCACACAUCAACACCAAGGUGCCGCAGCUAUACCCCAUCAUCCACCGAGCCUGGCCCCUGCUCAUCCCCGAGAACCAUAGAGGAGGGUGGAGGGAGUCGGCGGCAACGGAUCCAAGACAGGAAGCUGUACGGCGGCAGGACAAUGGUUCACAGUCCGAUCUGGAUUGAGGCAAUAGCUGAAGGCUCUGCAGUGGCCUGGGACUCGACUAGAUUGGUUGCCAUUCCAGGAGACAGAGCACGCAGAGCAGACACAGCCUGCAGCAACACUGCAGUGGAGCAGCAGUGAAGGACACCUACAACUGCACCUUGCCAGGCCGACCCGGCAACAGGCCCAGGACAACGGGCCUUUAUAACCAGCUGCACUUAAAGCAACUUGGACUUUGAAAAUGGCACCAAAACCUUGCGACUCGUAUAAGAUCUCAGUGGACUAUUUCUAUACACUUUGUACUUAUCUGGGAUUGUGCAUAUAUAUAUAGUUAUAAUUUUCUGAACUGUUGCAAACAAAAAUCACUCUACCUUGGUACAUGUGAUAAUAAAGAACCAUUGAACCCAGCCUCACAGACAGCCUUGGUCCUCUACCUCUUGUCCUUUACCUACUACAGGCACCAUCUCCUAACCUAAUAUCUAGAUAGCAAGGCCAUCAGGCUCUCAUUUAUUGACUAUGGCU